This is a messenger RNA of Zasmidium cellare ATCC 36951, 627 nucleotides long. RefSeq lists its product as uncharacterized. The record is from RefSeq and is a predicted model, not a curated record. NCBI's taxonomy places the organism in Eukaryota, Fungi, Ascomycota, Dothideomycetes, Mycosphaerellales, Mycosphaerellaceae. The coding region runs from base 1 to 627 and encodes 208 amino acids. The transcript has 3 exons. Gene Ontology annotation, molecular function: copper ion binding. Gene Ontology annotation, cellular component: mitochondrial inner membrane.
AUGGAGCAGAUGAGGAAACCAUUUGAGAACAAGAACAGGAAUACGCUCUACUACGCUCUCUCCAUCAUUCUUGGAACAGUCGCCUUGAGCUAUGGCAGUGUACCACUCUACAAGACUAUCUGCCAACAGACUGGUUGGGGAGGGCAACCCAUCAAAUCCGCAGCACACUCAACUCCCGAAGGCGAAGACGCUGUAGCCGAGAAACUGACGCCCGUCACGACAUCGAGACGACUACGAAUCACGUUCGCUGGCUCGACGUCAGACAUCCUGCCUUGGAAAUUCACACCGCAGCAAAGAGAAGUGAGGGUAUUGCCGGGAGAGACAGCAUUGGCAUUCUACACAGCAACCAACCAGAGCAAAGAUGAGGACAUCAUUGGGGUUGCAACAUACAGCGUGACACCUGCGCAAGUGGCGCCAUAUUUCAGCAAGAUUCAGUGUUUCUGUUUCGAGGAACAGAGAUUGAACAAGGGGGAGACUGUGGACAUGCCCGUGUUCUUCUACAUCGACCCGGACUUUCUCAAGGACCCCAACAUGAGGGGCAUUGAUACCAUUACUUUGAACUACACAUUCUUCAAGGCAAGAUAUGACAAAGAUGGACACCUUGCGCCAAUGCCGAUGCCUUACUGA